Molecule: messenger RNA, 1021 nt
Organism: Rana temporaria (common frog)
Lineage: Eukaryota; Metazoa; Chordata; Amphibia; Anura; Ranidae
Product: GTPase RhebL1-like
Exons: 8
Coding region: 59-703 (214 amino acids)
Biological process (GO): small GTPase-mediated signal transduction
Cellular component (GO): plasma membrane
Molecular function (GO): GDP binding; GTP binding; GTPase activity
Source: RefSeq, a predicted model, not a curated record
UGCGCCCAGCCGUCCCUUCACUCAUUGGAUAUCCGCUACCUAGUCCACCAAUCGGCGCAUGAGUCUUGAUUUGUUUGUGGGAGGGGCUCCGAAGUCCGCGGUACCGGGCUGGAGAGUGUCGGUGGAAUCUUCUCUUCUAUCACUCGUUAUGGCCGCCGCAAGGUGCCGCAAGGUCGUUAUCCUGGGCCAUGUAUCGGUCGGUAAAACAGCCCUGACCCUUCAGUUUGUCAAAGGAGAAUUCCCGAAAGAGUAUGAGCCAACUCUGGAGAACAUUUGGAACAAUACGGUUUAUGUGGGAAAGGAUCAGUAUGAAGUGACUGUGGUGGACACAGCGAGUCAUUUGGAAUUCUCCUUCCUUCCUCCAUCCUUUUUUAUUGGUGUAGAUGGAUACAUCGUGGUCUACAGUGUGGAUUCCAAUGCAAGCUUUCAGAUUGCGGUAGUGCUGCACCAAAAGCUGCAGGAGAGACGAGGCAUAGGCUGUACUCCGAUUGUUCUUGUGGGGAACAAGAAAGAUCUGCCAGCACAAAGUCGUCAAGUGUCACAAUUAGAAGGCCAGAGGCUGGCGGACACCUGGGGAUCACCAUUCCUGGAAGUGUCUGCUAAUGACCCCGAGGAAAGCAAACUGGUUUUCUUGAAAAUGAUCGAGGAAAUCGAUCGCAUGGAGAAGUCCUUCACCAAGAAGAAGAAGUGUCACCUAAUGUGAAGGGUAUGGGGAGCUGCGGGAUGAAGCCGCACACCGAAUAGGGGCGUCUGUAUCCAGGCCCGUCCCCUCCCCCACAGCGCGCACUCUGAUUGGUUAUACCUAAUGUACUCCCGGGUUGGGAGCCGCGUUAUAUAAUAUAUAAUAUUAUUUUAUUGUUUUUCCCUUUUUUCUGGGAAUUUGGUUUUUAUGGUCGGUUGUAAAACCACAUAUUGGGAAGGACUUUCCGUGUUAUUUAAAUUCUUUUUAUUUUUAAGUUAUUUCUAUUUUUGCACUUUUAUUACACUUCUGUACCCAGGAGUGUGAGAUUUACGGGUAAGG